AUGAGUGGUGAUCCAUCUGUGAAGGAAGGUAAAAAGCCAGCUCAUGACCAAGCAUCCCCAGGAAUUGAAGGUCAUACUCCCCUCCUCGAGCACGAGACUGCCCUCUCUGCGCUUGCGACCCUCCCUUUUAAGACAGUGGUCUCGGUCUUCCGUCAUCAAUGGCACAAGGACAGGGCCAGGAUUGUCUUCGCCCACGCCGAGCAGUUCAUGCAUGAAUAUGAUCUCCCCGUCAUGAAACAUCGUGAGAAGUUCGUCAGGCUGUACCUAUCUGCCAUCAUCGCAUCUACUCGCCUACCCAAGAAGGAACCCAUCACCCAGUCAGAUGCCCAGCGUAUUCGGAAGUCUAUGGAGGACGAGCUACGCAUCAGCCUACCCAAAGAUCUAGGGAAAAUCCACUUCGACAAGGUUCCUGCAUGCAUGGACACCGCCAUCGACCCAGGAGAGUUCAAAGAUUUGGCAUACCAGUUCGGCGCCGAACGGCAUCCCAUGAUCCUCGCCGUCCCAAUGUCCUUGCAUCUGUGGAGUGUACAUCAAGACUAUCCGGACCUCCUCCCCAAGAUUCCGGCUCCAUGGGAUUGGACAAUGCCCGCCGAUGUCAUCGAGGCUAACCAUUGGAAAUUCAAAGAAGACUUAUUCUGA
Hypoxylon fragiforme is the source of this 639-nucleotide messenger RNA. RefSeq lists its product as uncharacterized. The coding region runs from base 1 to 639 and encodes 212 amino acids. The record is from RefSeq and is a predicted model, not a curated record. The transcript has 3 exons. NCBI's taxonomy places the organism in Eukaryota, Fungi, Ascomycota, Sordariomycetes, Xylariales, Hypoxylaceae.